Coregonus sp. 'balchen' is the source of this 10118-nucleotide messenger RNA. The record is from the annotation of a GenBank genome assembly. NCBI's taxonomy places the organism in Eukaryota, Metazoa, Chordata, Actinopteri, Salmoniformes, Salmonidae.
AUGACCAGCAGCAGCACUAAUAUCAGUUUGAUGAUCAUGUACGAGGAUGAGUCGGUGGACGUCCGUUACGUAGAUGAUUCCCGUUUGCACUUGUCGCCCUGUGGCUCGGAGUUCGUGUUGGAGAAAGCUCCUGCACGCUCUGCACAUCCUCUCCAGUCUAGCGAGAAGGUUCGACAGAGGACCAGGUUCGCCACCAGUAGCUACAAGGUAGGUAACAUCAGCAGAACCGAAUCUCAUAAUAAAAACAACCCCUAUUUUUGCCAAUCCUGACUUGUCAAUAUUCUAGGACCUGAUGCUUGGUGCUUUGGAGUUCAGGAACGAGUAUGCGACUCGACCUUACCUGCCUGAAGAACUAAUCCCUGACGACCACAUAAAGGUAACGUUAGCUAGCUAGUUAACACAGUUUUGCUAGCUAUUCGUUUUUUUGCGAAAUAAAUAAAUAAAUUACCACAAUGCCUUCACUUAAUUUUUGUGUAAUUGGGAUAUUUUCAAUCCUCAAAUACACAUCACACAAUUUCCCUCGUGUAACAGGACAUUAUUUUGCCCACAGUUAUCCACUUACCACAGGAAACUACCUAGUUAACCUUUCACCAUUGAGAUUGUGCUUUUCACCUCGUCUUACAGCAGGUCUUCAGCAUUGACCCAGAGGUGGAGUGGCCUGCAUGUCAUUCCUGUACUGCUGAGGUGGGAUCGAACCGAGAGACCAUCGUCAGUUCAGUGGAGCGGAGAGCCAGUCUGCUGCUUUCUCCCUCUGGAGAGGAGUUCUCUAUAAGCUUCACCUGCAGGCUUAGUCACAACCAACACCACAGGCCUCAGAGCCGAGAGCCAAAUAGGUCCGUCACUGAACACACACAGCAAGACAACCAAACCUGUAGGUCAAAGACUCCAUCUCAACAGAGUAAUGCCUGUGCUGAGCCCAAGGUAAGGCUUGCUAUGGAGCAAUGCUCAAAGUGCGCCGGAUUCUUGAAUGUUGUUUAUGUUUUUUAUUUCAAUGUCAAUGUGGUUGUUUGAAGCCAAUGGUAAGUUUCUUCAUUAUGCUGACAAUAAACUUGUAAAUUCAAAGCAAGGAGAGGUAUACCUGUCCACCAGAGUGGUCCAGCACCACUCUGUCUCCUGUGUUCCUCUGGUGUGGCGCUACCCUCUGUCUUUGGCCCUUCACCUCUGGUGCGCCCAGUCCCAGCCCUCUGGAGAGAGGAACAGGGGAGACACAGAAGAAGAGACAGCCAGGGGGAGAGACCAGACUGAGAGAGCAGUGGCAAUGCCAAACACAUCCAGAGGAGAGAGGAGGUCUCACCUGCCCCAAGCCCUGCCUCUCAGAUGCCCCUCCCCUCAUCAGCACAGGUUGAUUGAUUGAUUUUAUUUUAUGAUAUGAAAAUAGACAUACAGAUAUCACUGCCAAAACUGGUAGUGUAUAAUUAUCUGCAUGUAAACAUCUAGCAGUAAACUGUAGAGAUGUAUGUAUUUUUACUGUAGGUGGAAGUUCAGGCACUUUCUGGUCCAAGAUGAACAGGAGCCGGACCAAGACCUCCCUACAGAGCUGGUUAAGGUGGUGUGGUGCCAAGGGGUGCUGUACAGGUACCUUUCUGCAGGAUUAUACAUAUUCACUUGACUUGAUUUGAAUAGGCUACUGUUUCGUGUUAUAUAGAUGAUUAGUUAAUGAGAUACUAUAUUCAGCAAUCAUAAAUCAUAGAAAGCAAGUCACACCUCAACUGUUAAAAAAGAAAAUAGUUGUUUGUUGACCAACCUUGUGUCCAGUUAUUUUCUUCUGUAACCAUUACAUCCAUCUGUCCUGUCUGUCUGUUUCUCCUGUCCAGGAUAGUGGAUGGAGCCAUCCCAGUCGUGGAGGUUUCUCCAGGGGAUGGUUCAGUCAUCAGGUCUAACGGAGUUCUGGCCAGCUACUUCACCCACCACAGAGCUGGCCCUGGGCCUGGAGAGGUACAAUACAUCACCUAACCCAGGGUUUCUGUUAGCCGGUAAUAGCCGGCUUUUGUUCGAUAUUUGUUUUUAGAAAAGCCGAUAAAUAAAAUUGCCACCGACCAAUUGUCCGGGAGAAGAAAAACCCCCAUUGUGAAAUAAUGCUUUUUAGCCUAUUCAAUGUUGGAAAUACCAGUCGAUGUCAAUACAUUUGACUUGUCAUGCUUAUCGGUCUAUAAGUUAAUUUGCCUAAUUUAGUGGAAUAUAAUUGGCAUGUGUUUACUGCAUAUUCGUUAUGUAUGUUAUCACACGUGUACAGCAUACAGAUACAGAGCCUUUGAGCGGAAAAUCUACAGCAUCUCAAACAGCAAACAUAGGCAAUGGAAGGCAGGCUUCAUCAGUGCGUCACACACCACUAUGCAAUGAGCUAUAGGCAGUAUGCAUUUUGAAAACAUACACUACCGUUCAAAAGUUUGAGGUCACUUAGAGAUGUCCUUGUUUUCGAAAGAAAAGCAAUUUUUUUUGUCCAUUUAAAAUAACAUCAAAUUGAUCAGAAAUACAGUGUAGAUGUUGUUAAUGUUGUAAAUGGCUAUUGUAGCUGGAAACGGCUGAUUUUUUUUAAUGGAAUAUCUACAUAGGCGUACAGAGGGCCAUUAUCAGCAAUCAUCAGUCCUGUGUUCCAAUGGCACGUUGUGUUUGCUAGUGGGAGUGGGAGGCCCCAGUGCACAACUGAGCAAGAGGACAAAUACAUUAGUGUCUAGUUUGAGAAACAGGCACCUCACAAGUCCUCAACUGGAAGCUUCAUUAAAUAGUACCCACAAAACACCAGUCUCAAUGUCAACAGUGAAGAGGCGACUCCGGGAUGCUGACCUUCUAGGCAGAGUUGCAUGAAAAAGCCAUAUCUCAGACUGCCCAUCUUUUAUUUUUAUUGGCCAGUCUGAGAUAUGGCUUUUUCUUUGCAACUCUGCCUAGAAGGUCCGCAUCCUGGAGUCGCCUCUUCACUGUUGACGUUGAGACUGGUGUUUUGCGGGUACUAUUUAAUGAAGCUGCCAGUUGAGGACCUGUAAGGCGUCUGUUUCUCAAACUAGACACUCUAAUGUAUUUGUCCUCUUGCUCAGUUGUGCACCGGGGCCUCCCACUCCUCUUUCUAUUCUGGUUAGAGCCAGUUUGCGCUGUUCUGUGAAGGGAGUAGUACACAGCGUUGUACGAGAUCUUCAGUUUCUUGGCAAUUUCUCGCAUGGAAUAGCCUUCAUUUCUCAGAACAAGAAUAGACUGACGAGUUUCACAAGAAAGUUAUUUGUUUCUUGCCAUUUUGAGCCUGUAAUCAAACCCACAAUUGCUGAUGCUCCGGAUACUCAACUAGUCUCAAGAAGGCCAGUUUUAUUGCUUCUUUAAUCAGCACAACAGUUUUCAGCUGUGCUAACAUAUAAUUUCAAAAGGGUUUUCUAAUGAUCAAUUAGCCUUUUAAAAUGAUAAACUUGGAUUAGAAAACACAACGUGCCAUUGGAACACAGGACUGAUGGUUGCUGAUAAUGGGCCUCUGUACGCCUAUGUAGAUAUUCCAUAAAAAAUCAGCCGUUUCCAGCUACAAUAGCCAUUUACAACAUUAACAAUGUCUACACUGUAUUUCUGAUCAAUUUGAUGUUAUUUUAAUGGACAAAUAAAUUGCUUUUCUUUCGAAAACAAGGACAUUUCUAAGUGACCCCAAACUUUUGAACGGUAGUGUAUACUUAAUUGUUUGAAACCGGAAUGUUUUAAUACAUAGUAUGAGGCAUGUCUUACCUAGCUUCAAAGUAGCCUAGCCAAAAUCGGACCAUAUCCGUGGAGGCAAUUAUUUUAUAUCAACUUUUGUUUAUUGUCUGGUAGCCAAAAGCACAAUCCUAGUCAUAUUAGCAACCCAUGCUAGUUGAUCCAUAUUAGACCCCCCCAUCUUUCAAACAUUUCUAAUGGCUAUUUUCAUCUCUGUCACAUAAAACUGCUCACAUGUGCGGUGCCCUUUUGACAAUGGUGUUUUCCCGCUAAUUGCAUUAUGGAAUGAACAUCUGCGCGUAGUCUACUGCCUUGAGCACAUUGCUUCGCUUAUAAUGUUAAGAAAUAAUAGUUUAUCAACAUUUUUAAGUUAAAUGUUCUGAUCUGUUGCAUCUGACUCAAUUGCUUAAAAAAUAUAUAUAUAUUAUGUAGCCUAGGCCUAUUGGUUGAAUGACUUUGGGAUCUAUCGUCGCACAACUGUCCCAGAGUCUGUUAGGAAUAGGCUAUUUCUUUCUCGACAAGCUGACCAUAGAACAUGUUAACUUUUCACUAGCCUAUGCCAAUCUACUAUCCCCAUAGUAGAAAAGUUAACAUGUUGUUGGCUGAGGUAAAGUAAAUGUGGACAGUUAUUCUAACAUCUUCAAAGUGCACAUCAGAAUUCAGUAAGAAGGACCGCACAUCGUUGCAUCCUCGACUUGCAUGUUCUGUUAAUAUGAAUUACCAUAAUCUAAAUGUGAUUUCUGUCAUUCUGAGCACCGUGAGUAGACGUUCUAAUCAGGUUACCCACCCAAUGUAUGUGGGUCGGGGUACAUUUCUCGAAUGUCCGGUAAAUUAAAAUGCUCUGGGUCAAAUGUCCUGCUCCACAUUUUCCUGACAGAAACCCUGACCUAAUCACGCUUCAAAAUUACACAUUUACUGUUGAGGGUGCCCUUAAAAUAGCUGUUGAUAUUUCCCUAAGACUUGUGCUACCCUGUGUGCUCCUUGUAAUUCGAACCCUGCACAGAGUAGCAGUCUGUCAUGUCAUUUAUGCGGGCUAUAUCCUAUCAUGUGCUUGUAUGCAGUAGAAAGCCAUCUUUUUUUAAUUACCAUAUCAUACUGAUUUUAUGGCCAUACAGGCUUUUACAGAUGCUUCCAUGAUUAUUUGUGGAAUCUUAAACAGUUUUGGGAUGCUGACACAAAUCUAAUAGGAAUUCCAGUAUGUGUGUAGCUAUAUGUUUUAGGACAGACUGAUAGCAUUGCUCAUGUUGUGGUGUUUCCCCUAGGUAAAGGAUGUAACGUACCACCUGAGCAGCCUCCCCCCUGACACACCUGGGCAGGCCUACUCUGUGUGCUCUAUGGUGACUGGAGCCAGCAGGUGAGAUACCGCCGUAGACCUGGCCCAGCUCUGAUGACUACGGCUAGCACACCUGUAGACAUCAGGCAGUGCUACUACCUUGUUAUUUAGGUACACAGACCUGCUUUAGCAGGUAGCUUAGUGGUUUAGAGCGUUGUGCCAGUAACCGAAAGGUCGCUGGUUCUAAUCCCCGAGCCGACUAGGUGAAAAAUCUGUCGAUGUGCCCUUGAGCAAGGCACUUAACCCUAAUUGCUCCUGUAAGUCGCUCUGGAUAAGAGCGUCUGCUAAAUGACUAAAAUGUAAAUGUAAUUACUGUAAAUCAACAAAACCCUUCAUGGUUGUGGCCAAUUCAAUUUUAACUUCAAAUUCUAUUCAUGGGUACCCUCCAAUAUUAUUGCCAUUGAGUUUUUUUGAGUUUGUAAGAAAGGCAUUUCACUGUACUUGUGCAUAUGGCAUUGAAACUUGAAACUGAAACGUUGUUUUGACAGGAUCCUGAAGUGCUACAACCAGGCCAGGCACUCUCUAAAGCUCCCUGCUACACCGAGCUGCUUGAACAAGGUUAGACCACACAUCAUCCAUACAGUUGUGCGUGUUAGUUAGUCGAUUGUGUAUUGGUGCAUUGAGAUGCGUUGUAUUUUUCUCUCUGUGCAGGAGACCAGUUCUGAGCCCUUUGUACAGGAAGUACACAUUUCUGAGUCUGGUUUCAUUAAUACCACUGAAGCAAGACAAAGCAGGUCUGUGUACCUAAAUCUUCAAAGUUGAGACAUUAAUGCUCAGCUAUGUUGUAUUGAGUGAAAUGUAUUUUUAAAUGGUGGCACUAAGUGUUGCACUUGCUAGCAUAGCAAUUUUUUGCUAAGUAAAAUAUUAUUUGUUUUCUGUUUCAGGCCUAACUGUGUUGUUGAAGAGCUGGAGAAGAUCAAACGCUUCAACUGUAUCCUUAGUGUCACUAUUCUGGGUGGCUUUUAUGGAUAAUAAGCCAGGGUAGGGUACAUGACUGUUUCUGAAUUCUACAACACUAGGUACAUUGUUGUCUUUAGCAAGACAACACUACAUUGGCUUUAGAAGAAACAGACCAGUCUAAUGCAUCCAGGCUAACAGCUACAGUGCCUUCAGAAAGUAUUCAGACCCCUAGACCUUUUCCACACUUUGUUGUGUUACAGCCUGAAUUUAAAAUGAAUUAAAUUGAGAUUUUUUUGUCACUGGCCUACACACAAUACCCCAUAAUCUCAAAGUGGAAUCAUGUUUUUUGAAAUUUUUACAAAUGAAUGUCUUUGAGUCAAUAAGUAUUUAACCCCUUUGUUAUUACAAGCCUACAUAAGUUCAGGAGUAAAAAUGUGCUUAACAAGUCACAUAAGUUGCAUGGACUCAAUAAUAGUGUUUAACAUGAUUUUGAAAUGACUACCUCGUCUCUGUACCCCACACAUACAAUUAUCUGUAAGGUCCCUCAGUCGAGCAGUGAAUUUCAAACACAGAUUCAACCACAAAGACCAGGGAGGUUUUCCAAUGCCUCGCAAAGAAGGGCACCUAUUGGUAGAUGGGAGGGGGGAAAAAAUGACAUUGAAUAUCUCUUUGAGCAUGGUGAAGUUAUUAAUUACACUUUGGAUGGUGUAUCAAUACACCCAGUCACUACAAAGAUACAGGCAUCCUUCCUAACUCAGUUGGCGGAGAGGAAAGAAACCGCUCAGGGAUUUCACCAUGAGGCCAAUGGUGACUUUAAAACAGUUACAGAGUUUAAUGGCUGUGAUAGUAGAAAACUGAGGAUGGUUCAACAACAUUGUAGUUACUCCACAAUACUAACCUAAUCGACAGGGUGAAAAGAAGGAAUCCUGUACAGAAUAAAAAUAUUCCAAAAUAUACAGUGCAUUCGGAAAGUAUUCAGACCCCUACACUUUUUCAAAAUGUUGUUACGUUACAGCCUUAUUCUAAAAUUUAUGAAAUUGUUUUUUUCCCCCUCAUCAAUCUACACACAAUACCCCAUAAUGACAAAGCAAAAACUUGGUUUUUAGAAUUUUUUUGCAAAUGUAUUAACAAUACAAAAUCUACAUUUACAUAAGUAUUCAGACCCUUUACUCAGUACUUUGUUGAAGCACCUUUGGCAGCGAUUACAGCCUUGAGUCGUCUUGGGUAUGACGCUACAAGCUUGGCACACCUGUAUUUGGGGAGUUUCUCCUAUUCUUCUCUGCAGAUCCUCUCAAGCUCUGUCAGGUUGGAUAGGGAGCGUCGCUGCACAGCUAUUUUCAGGUCGCUCCAGAGAUGUUAGAUCGGGUUCAAGUCCAGGCUCUGGCUGGGCCACUCAAGGACAUUAGAGACUUGUCCUGAAGCCACUCCUGCAUUGUCUUGGCUGUGUGCUUAGGGUUGUUGUCCUGUUGGAAGGUAAACCUUUGCCCCAGUCUGAGGUCCUGAGCGCUCUGGAGCAGAUUUUCAUCAAGGAUCUACAUCACCAACAAACUAUCAUGGUCCAAACACACCAAGACAAUCGUGAAGAGGGCACGACAACACCUUUUUCCCCCUCAAGAGACUGAAAAGAUUUGGCAUGGGUCCACAGAUCCUCAAAGUUCUACAGCUGCACCAUCGAGAGCAUCCUGACCGGUUGCAUCACCGCCUGGUAUGGCAACUGCUCGGCAUCCGACCGUAUGGCGCUACAGAGGGUAGUGCGUACGGCCCAGUACAUCACUGGGGUCAAGCUUCCUGCCAUCCAGGACCUAUAUACUAGGCGGUGUCAGAGGAAGGAAUAUUUAGUAAAUAUUUUCUUAACUAUAUUUCUUGAACUGCAUUGUUGGUUAAGGGCUUGUAAGUAAGCAUUUCACGGUAAGGUGUUGUAUUCGGCAUAUGUGACAAAUAAAAUGUGAUUAGAUUUUUACUUUGCUCUGUUCAUCUUUCACUCGAUCCUGACUAGUCUCCCAGUCCCUGCCGCUGAAAAACAUCCCCACAGCAUGACGCUGCCACCACCAUGCUUCACCGUAGGCAUGGUGCCAGGUUUCCAUCCCCGGUUGCUCAGUUUGGCCGGACGGCCAGCUCUAGGAAGAGUCUUGCUGGUUCUAAGCUUCUUCCAUUUAAGAAUGAUGGAGGCCACUGUGUUCUUGGGGACCUUCAAUGCUGCAGAAAUGUUUUGGUACCCUUCCCCAGAUCUGUGCCUGGACACAAUCCUGUCUCGAGCACUACGGCCAAUUCCUUCGACCUCAUGGUUUGGUUUUUGCUCUGACAUGCACUGUCAACUGUGGGACCUUAUAUAGACAGGUGUGUGUGCCUUUCCAAAUCAUGUCCAAUCAAUUGAAUUUACCACAGGUGGACUCCAAUCAAGUUGUAGAAACAUCUCAAGGAUGAUCAAUGGAAACAGGAUGCACCUGAGCUCAAUUUCGAGUCUCAUUGCAAAGGGUCUGAGUACUUAUGUAAAUAAAGAUUUUAUUUUUAAAAACCUGUUUUCACUUUGUCAUUAUGGGGUAUUGUGUGUAGAUUGAUGAGGAUUUUUAUUUAUUUAAUCAAUUUUAGAAUAAGGCUGUAACGUAACAAUGUGGAAAAAGGGAAGGAGUCUGAAUACUUUCCGAAUACACUAUACAUCCUGUUUGCAACAAGGCACUAAAGUAAUACUGCAGAAAAUGUGGCAAUGCAAUUCACUUUUUGUCCUGAAUACAAAGUGUUACAUUUAAGGAAAAUCUAAUACAACACAUUACUAAGUCCCACUCUCCAUAUUUUCAAGCAUAGUGGUGGCUGCAUCAUGUUAUGGGUAUGCUUGUAAUCGUUAAGCACUGGGGAGUUUUUCAGGAUAAAAAAUUAAUGGAAUGGAGCUAUGCACAAGCAAAAUCCUAGAGGAAAAUCUGGUUGUCUGCUUUCCAACAGACACUGGGAGAUGAAUUUACCUUUCAGCAAGACAAUAACCUAAAACACAAGGCCAAAUCUACACUGGAGUUACUUACCAAGAAGACAGUGAAUGUUCCUGAGUGGCCGAGUUACAGUAUUGACUUACAUCUACUUAACAAAUCUAUGGCAAGACCUGAAAAUGGUUGUCUAGCAAUUAUCAACAACCAAUUUGACAGAGCUUGAAGAAUUGAAAAAAUAAUCAUGGGCAAAUGUUGCACAAUCCAGGUGUGGAAAGCGCUUAGCGAUUUACCCAGAAAUCACGGCCAAAGGUGCUUCGACAAAGUAUUGACUCCGGGGUUUGAAUACUUAUGUAAAUUAAAUAUUUCAGUUUUUCAAUAUAUUUGCAAAGAGUUCUGCAAACAUGUUUUCACUUUGUCAUUGUGGUGUAUUGUGCGUAGAUGGGUGAGGGGAAAAAAAUAUAUUUAAUCAAUUUUGAAUUCAGGCUGUAACACAAAAUGUGGAAUAAGUCAAGGGGUACGAAUACUUUCUGAAGGCACUGCACCUGUCCUUGAUUAGCAAUAGGCUAAUCAGUGGAUGAUCUGUUUUCUUUAACCGGCUCUACCCAGUUCUGUUGGAGAACAGUCACCUUCUUAGAGCCCAGAGGGGUUCUACAGCGGUGGGCUGUGGUUCUAGCAGUUCUAAAGAGCACGUGGCCCACUGUGAGCCAGUCAGCGAGAGCAUCGCGGAGGCCCUCCAGAGAACCUUGAAAGCCAUCCAGGAUAUCGACAACCUCCUCUCAGCCACAAUGCUAUCUGGAGACACCGCUGCCCUGCAUGACGGAUAAUACAGUCCUGCGUGAUGUGUGAUGGAGGGUUUAGUGUCAGAAAAUACUUAUUGUAAAUGAGAAACAUGUGAAGCAGUGAGAAUUAUUAAUUGUUUUCAGUUUCACUAAGUAAGCCUUGUCAGCAUCAAAUGCAACCUUCAUCUAGUGGCAGUUUCAGACAGCAGGAAAAAGAAAAUAAGAGUUUUCCAUGAUUGUGAGGCUCAGAUAUAUGUCAUGGUGUUGACUUUAAGAGGGACUCUAACACCUCCAGCUCAGCAACAGCCUCCACCCGUGUGUGGUUAGACAUAGUGGUUAGACUAGACUCAACCGAAAGAAGAUGGGUGUGUUGAAACUAGGCAACGGUUUGUUGAAAAAUUAUUCAAAUUAAAUACAUUAUUGUCCAUCUUAUUGCAAUUCCUGUACUGUCUUCAUCUGAUAUCAUGAGGCUUAUUAUAGAGUGACAAUCAUGAGUAAUAAGUAAUUUAAAGUCACCUGUCGUGU